CGACCGACCAUUGGUACAAUUAGUAAGUCAAGUCGUCGGGCAUUUGCCAAAAUGCCAAUGAGACAUUGACAUUGAGCGUGCGAUCGAUUGUUCCGAUCCGAUCUGAUACGAUCCGAAUAAAACUAAAUACGAACUGAUCCGAUUUUGCGCAGGUUUCCUUUGGGGCCAGCGUUGACAGCCUCGCGAGUCUCGCCCAGCUAGUCAAACCCAACGCAAUUCGAGGGAAUUGCCAGUGCAAUAUUAGAUAAUCGAGUACUUUUUUUCCCCUUGGGAUCCAGAAAGAUAGAAAACUGACAAGGUUCCGGAGAGAUCACCACAUCCCCCAGCCUACGGAAUGUCCAACGAACUCAGUGAACUGAUCGCCCUUGGCUGUCCGGAUCUAACGGCCCAAAAGCCAGCGGGCGGAAGCACCCAGGUGGAGUUGAUCCUCAACACGGAACGUCGCCUGAGCAUAAAGCAGAUGACGGCCACGGAUUUGGCCACCCUACGCCGCAGCGCUGCCGAAGCUGAGGCAAGAUCUCGGUCGCAGGCGGAGGCGGAAGCUCGGGCUAUUGCGCAGGAACAGUUGCGACAGGCCCGCGAGGCCGAGUCGAAGGCCAGAGCACGUGCUGCCCUCGAGGUGCAGGCCCAACUGCAACGGGUGAUGGAGAGUGAGAAACGCAGAAAACAAGAGGAGGAGGAGGCGGAGGAGCAGCGAGUUAGAGAUCAGGCUCAGGAAGAGGAGGAUGAGGAUGAGGAAGAUGACGAGGAAGAAGAGGAACUGGCCAAAGGUGCCCUUCCAUCCAAUUCAGGUCCCAGAGAACGCAGCUCGCUACCCAGCAACAUUGACGAUGCCAUGGAGAUGCACCUACUCAGCGUAUCCCAGCAGGCCUCGUCCAGGGAUGUCCCGCCCAAGAAGAGCACCUCCCACCUGGCCGACUCUAUUGAGUUGCUGCGCAUGCAGCGGGCUGCUCGAGAUGCCAGAUCCCAAAAGCGUACCCGAGAGCGAUCCAUUUCGCCAGAUCGAAAUCACGAAAGGAGCGCUGCUCCCGAUCGCCUCCAGAGUUCAGCCAGCAUGAGCAGCUUGGAUUCGGCCAGCAUCAGUGCCUCGGCUUCAAGACAGCCCAGUAAGGCAGCCAGUCGACGAGGCAGUACCUCCAGUGCCACCGGGAUGGAAGCACCACCUGUGGCACCUGCUCCUCCACAGGCAACCAAGUUUCCGCUCACCAAGACGGUAUCAGCGCCCAAUGUGAUGAACCGACGGCGGAGCAGCCUCACCUCGAUGUUUCCUGGACCCUCGCCAUUGGUGGCACCCGAACCAUCUCUACAUACCAAUCCCGAUCCAAAGGUUCAAGAACAAUUUGAAGAAGAUCAUCGUCGGAGGAGGAUGGAUGAUGGUUAUCGUGAGAUACCCAGCGGAAAGAUGGUGCACCGCACCAAGACACCUCCCCCGGUUGGCACCAAUCUGGGAGUAAGCCUAAAGCGGGUGACCGCUCCCAGCGGAUCCAUAACCAUAAAGCCGAAGGAGUCGCCCAUGCUGGGAGUCGUUCUCCGUCGAGUGGAGAAGAAAAUAGUGCCGCAGAAGAGCAUUCUGGACGAUGAUAAGCCACUGUACCACUUUUCAAUUGUGCGCAGCGACCACAAGGAGCAUGUGCCUGCCCAGAAACCGAAACCCAAGCCUGCUCCUCCAGGCAAGCCAAGUCCUGGUGGCAUCCUCACUGGACCUCAAGUGAUCCGAAGCCCCAAGCAACCGAUGCCUGUUAAGCCGCAGCGUCCCAUGCCCGGUGUUCCCAUCACAAUUACCAAGAGAGGGGACAAGAUCAUCAUCAUUAAGAAGAUCAUUGUGCCGAAGAACAGUAAGAUACCGGAGCAGUAUCUGCAGAUGAGUGAAGAUGCCGGCAAGCCAGCAAUUACAGUGCCCGCAGCGGUUUCCUCCUCGCCCAAUCACAAACCUAAGACUAAAGAGGAAUCCCAACCAGCCAUGCAGAAACCAACGCCUCCGCCGGUCAGCAGUGGCCAGCAGUUCUUCCAGGGUUCGCCGCAGUUCGCGUCGGUGCUGUCGUCCAGCAUCCCGGAGAGCAAGUGCGCCGUGCGUUCACCCAUCUCCUCACUGGCCAUUCGGAAGAGUCGUCCACCUCUGCUGCCGGCGAGUCCAAAAUCUACGCCACCGCUACCAAGGAAACACCAUCCACUGGCGUACAAUGCAGCCACGGGAACGAUUACCAGUGCCUCGGCAGCGGCAUUGCCCUCUCGUUUAAUGACCACCAUUGCCUCGAGCCCGGCUUCGAGUAUAUCCCUGUCCUCCUGCAGUUCACCUUCGUCAUCUCCACCACCUCCAGUGCCAUGUCGAGCUCCAAAGAAUGCCAAUAAACCCGCUGCUGCUGUGGCUUCAGCUGCUCCGCCUCCCGCCAACGAAAUCAGUCUGGAUAGGUUACAACAGCAACAGGAUCUGGAGGAGAAGUCGGCGGCAGCCACUAAUAGCGCCAAGUUGGAUGCGAAUUUCUACGAUGCCGAGAUCGAGAUGAUGAACAAGUAUCUUAAGAGCCUGCCCGACUACAGCGAGCUGGACAGAAAGCUGCACCAGGAGUUCCAGGAGUGCGAAGAUCUCUACGACAGGAUCAAGCGCCAGCAGCAGCCGCUGGCCAAGUCCAAUUCGCAGCAGUCGGUGACGAAGACUGCACCAGGAGCAGGAAUGGCCAUGUCCUCGGGCUUAUCCAAGUCCUCGUCAAUUAACUUUGCACAGAAUCCCAGCAGUCGGGGACCUGCUCCACGUAUGGCCUAUCCUUCUAUAUUUUCACAAUCCGGAGGUGAACCCAAGCUGCAGCGCAGUAUUUCCAGCUCGAAUAUGCCGCUAAGUACACCGACUCCAAUGCGUCCACUGCCCACCAAAAAUGGAUUGCAAAGUGGCUCCAAUUUGUCUCUUAACAAACAGUUGAUGAACGAAUUCUGGAGCGAGAAUCUUACAAGUUCACAAAAGCGGCAAACACCUAAGAGAACUUUUUGGAACUACGAGAAGAUCUGUGGAGCCCAGUUGGGUGAUGCCGGGCAGCCGUUUAAAGUGGAUGCCAAGACGGCCAAGAAACUGGCUAUAUUCGAUCCCACGGUGGCCGAGGCGGCGCAGAAGGAGUUACAGCGUCCUCAGCAAUCAUCGCAGGUGCCUCAACAUCAUCCCCACCAGCUCCAGAAGAAUGCAUCGAUGUCGCAUUUGGAUUUAAAGGUGCGCCAGGCGGUGACCAAGGAUGAUCUCUACAAGCUGAUCUGUAACGAGCAAUCUCCGUCGGGUGGGACGAAUUUUGUAAGCAGAGUGCCGGUCAAACAGCAGCCCAAUCCCAGCCAGCAGCAGGUGCUCCCGAAGAGCAUGUCCAUGACCCAUGUGCCGGGUGGUGGUCAACACAUGGGAGCUCCUCUGCUUCGGACUUCCAGUCGCACUCACAUACCCUGCUAUAUGAAGAAUCUUCCCUCGUUGAGCAGAAGCACCUCAAACUCUGCGAUACUCAUGACGCAACCACGAAAGGAACCUCCGCCCAAGGAGCCACUUAAGGUGGCACCACCAGCUGCUGCUCCUCCAUCGGCUGUUAGUAAGCCCAGUGGUGUUUUGAAGAGCUCCAGUAGUUCCUGCGUCCCUUCGCCACGCUGUGCCGCCGCCUUUUUCCGUCGUCCGCAGGAAAAUAACAAUCCUCAGCAGGUGCAACAUCAACAGUCACUUCAAAAACCCCAACAGGUAGCGCCCAUCGAGGAAGUCGGACCUGGGGAUUCCGCUUCAUUGGAACGCAAAUCGGAGAAGAGCAACAGUACGAUAAGCACGAGCAGCUUUACGGUGACCAACUGUUGCACCACCCACCUGCCGCAGCUCUCCAAGUUUACCUCAUCGUUCCAUAUUGCGCCCACCACAGCAACAACCACAGCGGCAACAGGAACAUCACCAACCACAACAACAAGCGAUCAGCAGCAGCAGCAGCAACACCAAAGUAGCGCAGCAGGGACUGCCAACAUGGAGGUGCCAACAUCGUCAUCGUCGUCAGCGGCCACAAAGCGCCAGAAAGAUGUUGACAACAAGCUAGAAAAAUGCCUGAACGACAUGCUAAAGUUGAAGACCAGCAACAACAGCAAUAGCACUAGUAACAUCAAUAAUAAUGCAAUCAUGUCGCAGUCGCUGACGACUGGCGAGCACAAAGACCCGAAGAGUGCAGUCGAAGGCCCCACGAGCAGCAGUACCAGCAAAUACUCGGGUGAAUCUCAGAUCCCCGUGCCAGUUCAGCUUUACGAUCCGCAGAAGCCGUUGCUGCAACAACAGCAGCAGCAACAAAGGAUUUGCUAUCCCAUAGGCAAAUCCAACUCUACCUCACAGUUGCCCAUGGGUGGCUACCAGCGUUUGCUGCAACAGCAGCAGCAGCAGCAACACUACCAGCAGCAAUCACAUCAGGAGCAGCAGCAGCAGUAUCCCCAGCACAAGCGACCCUUCCUCAACUGGAAUAGUUUUGCCUGUUCCGCCAUGAACGGAGCAAGUGAUCCCUUCAUGCAGCAGCAACACAUGCCUGCCCAUCAGCAGCAGCAGCAGCAGGCGCACCUGCCCCACAAGCUGCAGCAGUCGUACUCCUCCUCGCAUGUGCCAAAGCAGGCGCCCAAAUCGGGACUUGCCAUGUUCCUGCAAAAGAACACCAACAAGGAGAACAAGUUUGGCCAGCCACUGCAGCACCAACCGCCCGGCAUGAUGCCCCAGAUGUAUGGCUACCAGCCGCCCCAGCCUCCAUCCAAGAUUGGCUACCCCCGCACCGCUGGGGCCCCACUGACGCACUCGGCCUCCUUCAGCUCCGCCCAAAGGCCGACGGCCCUGCAGUUCCACCAGCAACAUCAGCAGCAACAGCAGCAGCAGCUACACCCCCAGCAGCAUUCCAGCUUUGGGCUGGGCAUGAUGAGUAGGAAUUACUAUAAUGUGCCCAAGCAGCCAGAGCGCAAGCCGCUGCAGACCUUCGAUCCGUAUGCCUAUCCCAAGCCGAAUCAGAUGCAGCCGGUCAAGUACCAGCAGCAGCAGCAGCAACCGCAUCCGCAUACGCAGUUUCUGAAUGCUUCCGCUGGAGGUGGAGGCGGAGGAGGUGGAGGAAAUGGCGGUGCCUCUGGGCUUCAAUACGAUCCAAAUACAAAUACGCAAUUGUUUUACGCGUCGCCGGCGUCAUCGUCAUCGAACAUGCAACCGCAGCAACCGCAACAGCAGCAACAGCAGCAGCAAUCGCAGCUACAACAAAGCAAUUCUGUCAUAUUCAAUCACUCAAGCCAGCAGCUACACCAACCACAUCAACAGCAGCAGCAGAAUGAGAUGUCCAAGUCCGCAUUGGGACUGCAUUUCAUCGAGACAGCAAAGCCCGUCAUUCAAGAUGAUGCUGAUGGUCACUUAAUUUACCACACCGGAGACAUUCUCCAUCACAGAUAUAAGAUCAUGGCCACACUGGGCGAGGGAACUUUUGGACGUGUGGUCAAGGUCAAAGACAUGGAGCGUGAUUACUGCAUGGCCUUGAAGAUUAUUAAGAACGUAGAAAAGUACCGCGAAGCUGCCAAGCUGGAGAUAAAUGCCUUGGAAAAGAUUGCCCAAAAGGAUCCGCAUUGCGAUCAUUUGUGCGUGAAAAUGAUAGACUGGUUUGAUUAUCAUGGACACAUGUGUAUAGUUUUUGAAAUGUUGGGGCUUAGUGUUUUCGAUUUUUUGCGUGAGAACAACUAUGAGCCUUACUCGUUGGACCAAGUGCGCCACAUGGCCUAUCAAUUAUGCUACUCUGUGAAAUUUCUACAUGACAAUCGUUUAACGCACACAGAUCUCAAGCCGGAGAAUAUACUCUUCGUCGAUUCAGAUUAUACAUCUCACUAUAAUCAUAAGAUUAACCGCGAGGUGCGCCGCGUCAAGAACACGGACGUCCGUCUGAUCGACUUUGGGUCGGCCACCUUCGACCACGAGCACCACAGCACAAUUGUCUCGACGCGACAUUACCGCGCGCCCGAGGUCAUACUGGAGCUGGGGUGGUCACAGCCGUGUGAUGUUUGGUCCAUUGGGUGCAUCUUGUUCGAACUGUAUCUGGGAAUCACGCUCUUCCAAACGCACGACAACCGCGAGCAUCUGGCCAUGAUGGAGCGAAUCUUGGGACAAAUACCAUAUCGCAUGGCACGCAAUCAUACUCUUUAUAGCAAAACCAAAACAAAGUACUUCUAUCAUGGUAAGUUGGAUUGGGAUGAGAAGUCCAGUGCGGGUCGCUACGUCCGAGAUCACUGCAAGCCGUUGUUCCUGUGCCAGCUGAGCGACAGCGAGGACCACUGUGAGCUCUUCAGUCUGAUCAAGAAGAUGCUGGAGUACGAGCCCUCGUCCCGCAUCACGUUAGGUGAAGCCCUGCGUCAUCCGUUCUUCGACAGGCUGCCACCGCACCAUCGAGUGGGUGAAGUGAGCAACAAGCAGCCCCUCUCGUCGGGCAGCAGCAGCCGCGAACGAUCGCACAGCCUCUCCAGAUGAGAAUUACAGCGAUUUGGUUAUUGUUGACAGACAGCGCUAAUCAAGCACUCACUCAUGCAAACAUACACUCGAAGCAGUCGUCCAGCAACGUCUUGCACCAGCCUCGUAGAGUAGACCAGCAACUUUACGGCAAACCAAACCUACUUUAAGUGCUAAAGUCUUUUAUUCUAAAUUUUUUUGAACUUGACUUGUAUAAAUGUUUAUUAUACAAAAAUCCAUUGAUCCA
Drosophila suzukii is the source of this 6695-nucleotide messenger RNA. RefSeq names its product Darkener of apricot (gene Doa). Gene Ontology annotation, biological process: regulation of RNA splicing; protein phosphorylation. Gene Ontology annotation, molecular function: ATP binding; protein serine/threonine kinase activity. Gene Ontology annotation, cellular component: nucleus. The record is from RefSeq and is a predicted model, not a curated record. NCBI's taxonomy places the organism in Eukaryota, Metazoa, Arthropoda, Insecta, Diptera, Drosophilidae.